AUGUCUGCUGCACAGCAGGUUUUCGAUACAUAUGAGCUACUCGAGAUGAUCAUCUGUCACACUGAGCAGCACCAGGCAGGUUCUGUUUCCAGGUGCAUCGGUCACAUGCUAACGCGACUUCAGAUCCGCGAACUGAAGCUGGUGGGCGCGAACUGGCGCCAUAUCAUCUCGACUUCGAAAGCAGUACAGCGUGCACGUGUAGUAAAGAUGUAUACUACUUUCGCACCUUUCAAAGGCAUAGACCUGAACAGCUUGAGCAGGUGGUUGUUGCAUGCCACUACUUUCGCUUACGCAUCAUGCCGUGGUGUGACUCCAUGGUACAGUGCACUGUCCUGGCUCAGAAUCAACCCCAUCUUCGAGCACGUGUCUGCGCAGGGCCGAACGGAUUCCAAGUCUCGAUCGAAGCUACGCAUAAAGAUCACUAUACCAGAAGACACGGCAUCCAACUACCUCGCCGCAUCAGCACAGUUUGCGACUGAACCACCGUGCAACGCUAUCCAGGUGGCUACGCAUCAUUUCGAUACUUCUCUCAAUCGAUGGUCCCAUCCUCGGGAAUCCACAGUCUGCUUGGCAUACAACAAGGACGGAGUCAAAGUGGGCGACAUUCUCGCUGUGCGCGACAUGGUCCAUACUACUCACAUGAGAGUCAAUCGCGUCAGGGAUCCUGGUGAUUAUGGGAUCACUGCCAUCCUCUCGGUGAGAGGAGUUGAUCCUCGGACUGCGUCCGUCGCCGAGAGAGCGAGGAGUGCGCGUUACUUCGACCUGCUGCCGCGAUUCAGGCGGGUCUCACAUCAGCCUGGACGAGAGCUUAGAAUUGCGAAUGAGAAGGACUUGGCCUCGGUGUGGAAGCCUGGCAAGAAGUAG
Fulvia fulva is the source of this 864-nucleotide messenger RNA. RefSeq lists its product as uncharacterized. The coding region runs from base 1 to 864 and encodes 287 amino acids. The record is from RefSeq and is a predicted model, not a curated record. Lineage: Eukaryota; Fungi; Ascomycota; Dothideomycetes; Mycosphaerellales; Mycosphaerellaceae. The transcript has a single exon.